AUGUCGUUUAUUUUACUUAGUACGCCAUACACGAUAGUAAACGAACGAAACGGUCGAAGAUAUAAUAAUCACCAAAAAAGUAACAGUUACCAAAAUGGACAGAAUACCAGCACGCCCAUUCGAGCCCCUUCCGCUUUAAGUAGAGGAAGUGGCUACGAUACCAAUGGAUCGGAUAUAUACGUCACAAGCGGUGCAUACAAAGCUCCUUCUGAAAUAAGCCGAAAUUCUCGAAUACGCGCCCCCAGUCACAUGUCUUACAGAAGUGGCAUUGCACCAUCAGUAACCAGUACGGCCAAAUCCAGAGGUUCUCGAAAAGCCGGAAUGCGAAUGGAAGCAAUGGCUGCCCCCAAUCCCUUUUGCCCAAAUAUUAAAGGGAUGUGCUGUUUGAUGCUCUUACUCAAUCUUGGAAUAAUUUUAGUAACCUUGGGAAUGGUCAUAGUCAUACAGUUUUAUGAUCCGCUUUAUGUUUGGGAAUUCAAAAGACCAAGUGACGUCAAUCCAGAUGAACUCUACUGGACCCAUCAUUGGCAAAAAACUAUCGGCUCACCAGAAAUUCAUUAUAAGGCUGAAGAAAAGUAUGGGGACGAUAGAUACAGCGAUAGGUACUCCGUUAGCAAACUCUCUGGAAAAUAUUCUGAUAAAAACGGGAGGUACUAA
Messenger RNA from Diabrotica balteata, 657 nucleotides. The record is from the annotation of a GenBank genome assembly. Lineage: Eukaryota; Metazoa; Arthropoda; Insecta; Coleoptera; Chrysomelidae.